AUGUCUCGAUUCUUCUACCGCGGUGGUAGCGACAGCGAGUCCAGCUCCUCUGAUGAGGAGGAGGAUGUCUACGAGCGCUCGGAGGAGGAGGAGAGCGAGGAGGAGUCCAGCGAGGCCUCUGACUCUGAGUCUGAGGAGGAAUCCUCCGACGACGAGGCCGUUGGCGGUGCCAAGGCUUUCUUGAAGGAUGUUUCCGACAGUGAAGAGGAGUCCGAGGAGGAAAAACCUACAGUCGUCAAGAGUGCGAAGGAUAAGCGCCUGGAGGGUCUGGAGAGCACCAUCCGCCUGAUCGAAAAUGCCGAGAAGAUCAACGACUGGGCCGUCAUCUCGACUGAAUUCGACAGUCUCAACCGCCAGAUCGUCAAGAUUGCCCAGUCUGGGCCAACCCCCAAGGUCUACGUCAAGGCCGUCGCCGACCUCGAGGACUUCGUCAACGAGACCGUCAGCAAGCAGAAGUCCUCCAACAAGAAGAUGAACGCCAGCAACCAGAAGGGAUUCAACGCGGUCAAGCAGCGUAUCAAGAAGAACAACAAGGACUACGCCGCCCAGAUCGAGAAGUACCGUGCCGCCAAGGAUGCUUUCAUGGAGAGCGAGGAGGAGGCCGAGAAGCCCGCCGCUGCCCCGUCCCGAUUCACCCGCGAGCGUAUCCAGCCCGUCGCCGCUGUCGCUGCCGCUCCCGCCGAUGAUGAAGACUUUGUUACCGUCGGCCGUGGUGGCAAGAGCCUGCAGUACACCCCGGAGAGCAUUCUGAAGCACCUGCGUACUAUCGUCGAGUCUCGCGGAAAGAAGAACACCGACCGCCUCGAGCAGAUCCGGACGAUGGAGAAGCUUCUGGAGGUUGCCACCACUCCUUACCAGCGCAUCCGUAUUUACUUGACCCUCAUUUCCACCCGCUUCGAUCUCACCUCGUCCUCUGCGAACUACAUGAGCCCCGAACAAUGGAAGUCGGCCGAUAAGGAGUUCGGUACCCUCCUUUCUGUCCUCGAGCAGCACCGUAACUUCAUCAUCAGCGAGGGUGCUGACGAGUGGGAGGAUGAUGAGAAGCAACCUCAGGUUGCCGAUGAUGAGACUUUCUACAUCCCCGGCAGCAUUGUCUCAUAUAUCGAGCGUCUGGAUGACGAGCUCACCCGUUCUCUGCAGCAAAUUGACCCUCACACUGCUGAGUACAUUGAGCGCCUGAGCGACGAGCAGCAGCUGUACACCAACCUUGUUCGGACUCAGCUCUACGCCGAGAGCCUGAACGCCGGCGAGAAGAACGACUCACGACAAGACAGCGUCAACCGAGUGAUCAUCCGCCGCCUGGAGCACGUCUACUUCAAGCCUUCGCAGGUUGUCUCCAUCCUUGAAGACUCCACAUGGAAGGCUCUGCCUGCGGAACUCGACUCCGCUGCCACCCCCCGCAAGAAUGCCGGCGAUGUCAACGUCCUCAUCCAGACCCUCUGCAACUACCUGUUCCAGAACAGUGAUGGCAUCAUCCGGGCCCGCUCCAUGCUGUGCCAGAUCUACUUCCUUGCUCUGCACGACCAGUACUACCGCUCUCGUGACCUGAUGCUCAUGUCGCACUUGUCUGAGAACAUCGCCAACUUCGACGUUAGCACUCAAAUCCUCUUCAACCGCACCCUCGUCCAAAUCGGCCUGUGUGCCUUCCGUGCCGGCCUCAUCUAUGAGGCCCAGACCACUCUUGGUGAUAUUUGCGGCUCUGGCCGGCAAAAGGAGCUUCUGGCCCAGGGUAUCAUCCUCCAGCGCUACUCGACCGUGUCCCCUGAGCAGGAGCGUCUGGAGCGCCAGCGCCAGCUGCCCUUCCACAUGCACAUCAACCUCGAGCUGCUUGAGUGCAUCUACCUCACUUCGUCCAUGUUCCUUGAGGUCCCUCUCAUGGCCCAGACCUCGUCUGCCCCAGAGAUGCGCCGCCGCAUGAUCUCCAAAACUUUCCGCCGCAUGCUCGACUACAACGAGCGCCAGGUGUUCACCGGCCCGCCGGAGAACACCCGUGACGGUGUCAUCAUGUCCGCCAAGUUCCUCGCCGCCGGUGACUGGAAGAAGGCUGCCGAGAUGCUGGCCUCGAUCAAGAUCUGGGACCUGAUGCCCCAGCCCGAGAAGAUUAAGGAGAUGCUGUCUGCCCAGACCCAGGAGGAGGGCCUGCGCACCUACCUCUUCACCUACGCCCCCUUCUACGACAGCCUGUCCAUCUCCUCGCUGGCCGACAUGUUCGAGCUGCCCGCUAAGAAGAUCCAAGCCAUCAUCAGCCGCAUGAUCUCGCACGAGGAGCUGGCUGCCGCCCUGGACCAGGUCAAUGACGCCAUUGUCUUCCGCAAGGGCGUUGAGCUGUCUCGCCUGCAGUCCCAGAUUGUCACCCUGGCCGACAAGUCCAUGGGCUUGCUCGAAUCCAACGAGAAGACUCUCGAGCAGCGCACCCAGGGUAUGGCCAAUGCCUUCCAGCGCGAGCAGGGCCCUGGUGCCCGUGGCCGUGGCGGCGCCCGCGGCGGCGGCCAGGCCCGUGGUGGCCCGCGGCUGCCGGGUGGCCAGCAGGGCCGGAGACCUGGUGGCCAGCAGUUUGGUGGCGGUGCAUUGGGUGGAGCAAUCAAGGCUUAA
Messenger RNA from Penicillium macrosclerotiorum, 2592 nucleotides. It is a transcript of the gene nip1, whose product is annotated as translation initiation factor eIF3 core subunit c. Gene Ontology annotation, biological process: translational initiation. Bases 1 to 2592 code for a protein of 863 amino acids. The transcript is spliced from 2 exons. Gene Ontology annotation, molecular function: translation initiation factor activity; RNA binding; translation initiation factor binding. The record is from RefSeq and is a predicted model, not a curated record. Gene Ontology annotation, cellular component: eukaryotic translation initiation factor 3 complex. NCBI's taxonomy places the organism in Eukaryota, Fungi, Ascomycota, Eurotiomycetes, Eurotiales, Aspergillaceae.